GGCUGCGGUCGGCUGAGCUGCUCGGUUCUGUGCGGGGUUGCGAGCGGGUCUCCAGCGCGGAGACGGUGCCCGGAGCCGCACUGCCCGGAGCCACUUUUCACGAGUGUCUGAGACCACCCAACUCCUUCCCGAGUCCGAGGUCACAGAAAUCAUCCGGAGCCUCGCUCCUGAUCCACAGGUCCCAAUGGGACACGCAUCGGGGACUGGGCGCUUCUUUGGCGUUUACUUGCUCUACUGCCUCAACCCUCGACAUCGUGGCCGCGUUUACGUAGGGUUCACGGUCAAUCCAGCUCGGAGGGUCCUGCAGCACAAUGGCGGUCGCAAGAAAGGAGGGGCCUGGAGGACCAGUGGGAGAGGACCUUGGUAUGAGAGUAGGAAGGUGAUGUGUGAAACCAUUUUCCUGGGGGAGAUUCUAACAGAUGCCAGGUCACUCUAUAUAAGAUACAGCAGACCAAAGUGUGACGGCACCAAAACCAGUUUCAGUGAACCAGCAAGUUUAAUGACGUCACUUACAAAGCAGCGUGGAAAGGAGAUGGUACUUGUCCUGCAUGGCUUCCCGUCUGCUGUGGCGGCCCUUCGGUUUGAAUGGGCCUGGCAGCACCCACAUGCCUCGCGACGCCUAGCACAUGUGGAGCGCCGCCUGCGCAGUGAGGCGGCCUUCACCUUCCACUUGCGUGUUCUGGCGCACAUGCUCCGCACGACACCUUGGGUGCGCCUCCCACUAACACUGCGCUGGCUGCGACCAGACUUCCGCCGUGAUCUCUAUCCACCCCCUCCACCACACAUGCCCAUGGUCUUUGGACCGCUGCCACCAAGGACCUUGGCUCCGAAACGACAGGCUGCGUCUAUGGCUGACAGUGAGCCUCAGCUGGACCGGGAUGCCAAGGCCACCUGUACCCUAUGCACGUGCACGCUGCAGGAUGAAGACAGCCCCCUGUGUUGCCCCCACUCGGGCUGUCCCCUAACAGCCCACGUCAUCUGCCUGGCAGAGGAGUUCCUGCAGAAAGAACCAGGGCAGCUUCUGCCCCUAGAAGGUCAAUGCCCUAGCUGUAAGAAGUCAUUACUUUGGGGAGACUUGAUCUGGCUGUGCCACAAGAGCACUGAGGAGGAAGAGGAAGACCUGGAAUCAGAAGAGGAACACUGGACAGACAUGCUGGAGACCUGAUCUUCAGUGGUCCUGACCCUGACACGACUCCAUGUCUCCCCCUCUUCCCCACUGGGUUGUAGUUUUUACUUGAGCACAAUAAAAAAGUCUGAGUUAUA
This is a messenger RNA of Jaculus jaculus (lesser Egyptian jerboa), 1263 nucleotides long. RefSeq names its product SLX1 homolog A, structure-specific endonuclease subunit (gene Slx1a). Gene Ontology annotation, molecular function: crossover junction DNA endonuclease activity; 5'-flap endonuclease activity. Gene Ontology annotation, cellular component: Slx1-Slx4 complex. The transcript has 7 exons. The coding region runs from base 185 to 1165 and encodes 326 amino acids. Gene Ontology annotation, biological process: double-strand break repair via homologous recombination. The record is from RefSeq and is a predicted model, not a curated record. Lineage: Eukaryota; Metazoa; Chordata; Mammalia; Rodentia; Dipodidae.